AUGCCUGCGGAGAUCAUCGGCCCAAUUGCUGAAGAUUUGCUCAGAGACGACGGUUUUCACCAUGAUGCCGCCGUCUAUGUCGCCACUGUCGUCGGCGCUGGACUCAACUUGAAUCUCCUGGAGGGCACCAGACAGUCCAGAUACGGCACGGCGAGAUUCACACCUGGUUCAAUUUUGACGGCGAGAACCGUGCGGGUGCAGUAUAACUUCCAUUUGGAGCUGGACAGAAAGACUGCCUUUUUGGAGGUGUCAAGUUGCCCAGCCGGUGGCAAUAUGUGGUAUCCCGAUAUUAUCGAGGUACGGAAUAAUAAACGGUUGAGACAAGAAGACAGAUCUGACGCUCGCCAAGGGAUGCGAAGAACAGUGCGCAUCUUGCACAUCACACUGUGGACGGACGGCCUGGGGAAGGUGGCGAACUCCGGCUCCACGGUCUCAACCACCGAACUUGCACAUCUCGAUCUAACCGUUCCCUGGAUUCUGGCCGUUCUGAUUAGGAAUCUACUGAAUAUAGCGCAGAGGGACGCUGUCCACCACAAUCCUUUACAUCGGAGCCUGCCGACACCCACGCUUAAUCAGCUCGCGAGCUUCGCCAACGUUGGCCUACCUCGUACAAAUUGUUACAAUGAAGCUGUUGACAGGCUACGAGAGGCCCAAUUUCCGAUGCUCAAGGGAACAACUUUGCCAUCGAAAGCGCUACUGGAUGAGUUUGCAGCAGAGUUGACAUCAGUGCUGUACGGGAACCCGCAUUCCGGCUCGCUUCCGUCCCAGCUCUCCACAGACAAGGUUGACGAUGUAAGGCUCCGCCUGUUGGAAUUCUUCAAUGCGGACCCGGAUGACUACGACCUUGUCUUUGUUGCAAAUGCUACCGCCGGAAUCAAAUUGGUACUGGAUGGUUUGCGAAAUGCACCAGAUGGUUUCAAUUAUGUCUAUCACCAAGCAUGCCACACGAGUCUCGUCGGCAUGCGUGAAGAGGCAAAGCACAGCCUAUGCGUCACGGAUGAGCAAGUUGACCGCUGGAUUCAUGGAGACAUGCCGAUCAAAGAUGAAAGGUCAACUACUACGCUCUUUUCCUACACGGCGCAAUCUCACAUGAAUGGUCGGCGCUACCCCACCUCAUGGGCCCGAGACAUCAAGGCCGCGCAUCCGAUUUACACCCUCCUAGAUGCUGCGUCUUUUGGAGCGACAUCUCAGCUUAACCUGUCAGAUCCGAAUUUUCUUGCCGACUUCGUGGUACUGAGUUUAUACAAAAUUUUCGGGUUUCCGGAUCUCGGUAUUUUGCUUGUCCGCAAGUCAGCUGAGCGAGUAUUUGACCAACGACAAUACUUUGGAGGUGGCACCGUCGACAUGGUUGUUGUUGGAAGAGAGCAAUGGCACGCGCGAAAGACUAGCUCUUUACACGAGCGUCUAGAGGAUGGCACGCUGCCAUUUCACAACAUCAUCGCCGCCGGGAUAGCGCUGAAAACCCACAUGUCGUUAUUCGGAUCGAUGGACCAAGUCUCAAGACAUACGGCAUAUUUGACGCAUCUCUUAUAUACGGGGCUCGAAAAGCUGCGGCAUGGGAAUGGUCAUGCGGUCUGCACCUUGUAUACACCAAAUCCCGCGUCAGAAUCCACAGGGUCGGUGGUGGCUUUCAAUAUGAAAAACAGCCUAUGUGCUUGGAUUACGCUGGGCGAGUUUGAGAAACUUGCCAUCAUCAACAAAGUCCAUGUCCGAACAGGAGGGCUCUGCAGCCCCGGCGACAUCGCAGCGACCCUUGAUCUACAGCCCUGGGAGAUGAGGAAGAAUUUCUCCGCAGGAUUUCGCUGCGGAUUGGACAAUGAUGUCAUGAACGGCAAACCCGUAGGAGUUAUUCGGGCCAGCUUUGGAGCCAUGAGCGUCAAGGCUGAUGUGGAUGGUUUCUUGGCCUUCAUACGGGAGUUCUUUGUUGAAGUCAACCCACCUCAGCUCCCAGAAGAGCUACCAAUACCCGCCAAUCUGACCGGAAAGCCCUCACUUCGUGUCAGGGCUAUUACAGUCUAUCCGAUAAAAAGCUGUGGAGGGUUAACUGUCCCGGCAGGGAUGGACUGGCCUAUAAGAUCCGAAGGACUGGCGUGGGAUAGAGAGUGGUGUCUAUUGCACAAGGGUUCCGGGCUGGCACUCAGUCAAAAGAGAUACCCGCGAAUGGUUCUCCUUAGACCAACUCUGGAUUUUGAGAAUGGAGUCUUGCGCAUACACUCUCAAGGAGGCCUAAAGUCGAUUUCUAUACCGUUGUCAGCAGAUCCGUCGUACCUCGAUAUCAGUGUUCGGCAAACCAAGUCGAGAGUCUGUGGCGAAGAAAUUACGGCGCAAAUGUACAAGUCCGAGGAGCUUAAUGAUUUCUUUUCACAAGCCCUCGGAGUGCCUUGUGUCCUAGCGAGAUUCCCUCCUGGUGGGAGAGGGCUUGCGAGCCGUCUGAAUAAGGCAAAGAUGCAAAAACACCAACAAGCGGACAAAGCUCAACGUUUGUUGCCCGGGUCGUUUCCGGCCGAUGUGCCAUCGCCCCCCGAUUCCGACUCUGAGCUGACAAAAGCGCCGGCAAAAAUUCUGUUGUCCAAUGAAAGUCCGAUCCUCAUGAUUCACUCAGCCAGCCUCGAUGCGUUAAACGAGGCCAUUGCACAGCACGGCGGCCCGCCCGCUACUGAGGCUGCAUUUAGGGCCAACAUUAUAUUGGAAGGCCCACGAGACACCGAGGGCUGGGACGAACGACCGGCAUAUUCCGAAGACACUUGGCGCAGGCUACGCAUUGGUACCCAAUCCUUUUCACUAUUGGGUGCAUGCAGGCGCUGCCAGAUGGUCUGUGUCGACCAGGAGACUGGAGCGCGAAAACAAGAGCCGCUGGCUACGUUGUCCAAGACGAGACGAUUUGACGGAAAAAUCUACUUUGGAGCACAUAUGAAGCACGACGAGGUAGACAGUUCAUCGCAAGCGAACCAGCACCCGACCAUCCGCGUUGGAGAGCCUGUAGUGGUGGAUGGAUAG
Cordyceps militaris CM01 is the source of this 2997-nucleotide messenger RNA. Its product is annotated as molybdenum cofactor sulfurase. The transcript is spliced from 7 exons. NCBI's taxonomy places the organism in Eukaryota, Fungi, Ascomycota, Sordariomycetes, Hypocreales, Cordycipitaceae. Gene Ontology annotation, molecular function: molybdenum cofactor sulfurtransferase activity; pyridoxal phosphate binding; molybdenum ion binding. Bases 1 to 2997 code for a protein of 998 amino acids. The record is from RefSeq and is a predicted model, not a curated record. Gene Ontology annotation, biological process: Mo-molybdopterin cofactor biosynthetic process.